This is a messenger RNA of Fusarium musae, 1287 nucleotides long. RefSeq lists its product as uncharacterized. The transcript has 3 exons. Gene Ontology annotation, molecular function: oxidoreductase activity; FAD binding. NCBI's taxonomy places the organism in Eukaryota, Fungi, Ascomycota, Sordariomycetes, Hypocreales, Nectriaceae. The record is from RefSeq and is a predicted model, not a curated record. The coding region runs from base 1 to 1287 and encodes 428 amino acids.
AUGCAUAAUAUUCCCUUCCUUGCUACAGGAGCUCGCCACGGAUAUACAACCACGCUGGGAGACCUACAUGAUGGGCUCGCGAUCGAUCUCAGUCACUUUAAAGAAUUUGAACUAGACGCGGCUGCAAAGACUCUGACUGUUGGUCCUGGUGUUACCGUUGGCGAGAUAUUUGAUCCGUUAUUUAACGCUGGAUUUGACAUUCAGACUGGCAGCGCCCCUUGUCCGAGCUUUAUCGGCGUGACACUGGGAGGCGGCGUUGGUCGCUUUCAAGGCGUCUACGGCUUACUCUCCGACGCCCUCAUUUCGGUUCGUCUUAUCACUGCCAAUGGAGAAGUUUUAGAAGUGUCGAGAACGAGAUGCCCCGAUUUAUUCUGGGCGAUUCGAGGUGCGGGUGCAAACUUUGGCGUUGUGAUCUCUGCCACUUACAGUGUCCAUCCCCUGACAAACAACGGCGAAAUGUUUGUUGCGGAAUUCAUCAUUCCGCCUCGGAGGUGGCCUGAGUACUUCCGCAUAAUGGAAUCCAUGUCGCCAUUACCCGCUGAGCUAUCUUCGCUGCUACUCAACAGCUUCGAUACAAUCACAAAUCAGACCCAAUUGUUUGCGCACUGGGCUUACAAGGGCCCUGAAGCUGAAGCCCGCAAACACCUAUCUCCAAUUUUGAACAUGAAUCUCACAGCAACUCAGAUGAGAGUUCUUCCGUGGAACAGACUCGUGGAGAACACAUUCGCUGGGGCUGCCGUCACUGUUUGUGAGCCCAACACCAACCGAAACUUGUACACCUUGAGCAUGAAAAACUACUCAGCGUCCACUUGGGAAGCUGUAGCCUCCAAGUUGGCGACUUUCUAUGCCCGGUUUCCUCAUGCGCGCAGCUCUUCUCUUCUGUAUGAAUUCUUCCCAAAUCAAGCUAUGGCAGCCAUUCCAUUAGAGGAUACUGCGUUUCCGCGGAGGGAUACAACAGCAUACAUGUACGUCUACAAGCGAGAACCGAGCCCAAUACUGAUAGCUGACAUGAUAUCUGCUACUAGAAAUCUCAUUUUGACCUCGAGCAUUCACAACAGUGAGAUGGACAAUGCUCUGGCUAGGUUUGGUGAAGAAAUUCGUCGAGAUGUAGCCGCAACAUCAGGGUAUCCAGAGAUUACCACUUUUGUCAAUUAUGCCCAUGGCGAUGAAACGCUGGAACAGAUUUACGGAAAGGAAAAGCUAGCACGGUUGGCAGCGCUGAAGAAGAUGUGGGAUCCUAAAGCAGUCUUCAGCUUCAACAAUGGCCUGCCUACCACGUAUCCUUAA